ACUGGAAGCUGCGGCCUAUAAGCAGUGAGUGGGCGGGGCUGCUCCUGAUUGCUGAGUUACCGUGGUAGUCACUACCCAUAAUCCCAUGCGUUAUGCUGACGAUCCCACGGAAAUGCCGUCCCGCCCACUUCCUGAACACAUUUCUCCGUCCAGGCCAGUGUGUGAGCUGCUGCCUUAUCCUCCAGGGUUACACAGUAGUGAAGAAGACAUCCGGUGAGUGUGAGACACCGAGCAGCCAUCCCUGUGUGUCAGGAGGACUGCGCAGGACCCAGAGCCCCAUCACGGUGCCUCCACCUCACUCACUGACACAUGAGACACAUUGACCAGAAGAUCCUGGAACUCCCUAACAAGAUAAUUCAGCUGCUGACUGGAGAGAUGGGCCCAGUAACAGAGAUACCCCAGAGAGAUGUCCCCGUCCUCUGUAUUCCCAGGAUUGUACAGAGGAGAAUCACAGGAUCCCACAGGAGGAUCAGGUAGAACGUCUGUCUGAUAUUAAAACAGAAUAUAUAGAGGGAGAAGAAGAGACGUAUGUGAGUGAUAUAAAGGCAGAAGAUACAGAGGGAGAAGAAGAGACGUAUGUGACUGAUAUGAAGACAGAAGAUAUAGAGGGAGAAGUAGAGACGUAUGUCACUGAUAUAAAGGCAGAAGAUAUAGAGGGAGAAGAAGACACGUAUGUGAGGGGUGAUCAGCAGUGUAAGGAGGAGGAGAUCCCUACAGAUAUCAGCACAGCAGAUGGACACACAAGCAGGAAUAUCUCAGAAGGACAUCUAAUGUUAUCCCCGGAUUGUGAAAUAAAAGAUUAUGACAGUAGACAGGAUUCUCCAGGAGAUAACCCCAUUACCUCAAUUAUACAUCCAGCUCUAUCAGCUGGUCCCUCUGAUCCUGGGAAAUGUUCUCCUGAUCACUCUGAUAUUGGUGCAUCUGUUACAGCUCUGACAGUAAAUACAGAGUUUCCCUGUUCUAUAGAUACCACAUGUUUUACACAGAACACAAAGCUUAUUACCCAUCAGGCAGCUAAGGCAGGUGAGAGGCCACUGAUAUGUUCUGACUGUGGGAAAUGUUUUACCUGCAAAUCACAACUUGUUUCACAUCAGUGCAGACACAAAGGUCAGAAGCCAUUUCCAUGUUCUGAGUGUGGGAAAUGUUUUACAGAGAAAUCACAUCUUGUUACACAUCAGAGACGUCACACAGGUGAGAACCUAUUACCAUGUUCUGAGUGUGGGAAAUGUUUUACACUGAAAUCACAUCUUGUUACACAUCAGCGAAAUCACACUGGUGAAAAGCCAUUUCCAUGUUCUGAGUGCGGGAAAUGUUUCACCCGGAAAUCCCAACUUGUUAAACAUCAGCAAAGUCACACAGGUGAGACUCCAUUUCCAUGUUCUGAGUGUGGGAAAUGUUUUACAUACAAAUCACUUCUUGUAAUACAUAAGAGAAUACAUACAGGUGAGAAACCAUAUUCCUGUUCUGAGUGUGGGAAAUGUUUUACAUACAAAUCAACUCUUGAUGCACAUAAGAGAAGUCACACAGGUACAUCACCAUUUCCAUGUUCUGAGUGUGGGAAAUAUUUUGCACAGAAAUCACAACUUGCUAGACAUCAAAGAAUUCACACAGGUGAGAGGCCAUUUCCAUGUUCUGACUGUGGAAAAUGUUUUGUACAGAAAUCAGUUCUUGUUGCACAUCAGAGAAGUCACACAGGUGAGAAACCAUUUCCAUGUCUUGAGUGUGGGAAAUGUUUUGCACACAAAUCAGAUCUUGUUAGUCAUAACAGAAGUCACACAGCUGAGAAGCCAUUUCCAUGUCAUAAGUGUGGGAAAUGUUUUACACACAAAUCAGAUCUGGUUAGUCAUAACAAAAGUCACACAGGUGAGAAGGCAUUUUCUUGCUCUGAGUGUGGGAAAUGUUUUGCCCGGAAAUCAGACCUUGUUAGACAUCAGCGAAGUCACACAGGUGAGAAGCCAUUUUCUUGCUCUGAGUGUGGGAAAUGUUUUGCCCAGAAAUCAGAACUUGUUAGACAUCAGCGAAGUCACACAGGUGAGAGGCCAUUUCCAUGUCCUGAGUGUGGGAAAUGUUUUGCACACAAAUCAGAUCUUGUUAGACAUCAGCAAAGUCACACAGGUGAGAAGCCAUAUUUUUGCUCUGAGUGUGGGAAAUGUUUUACACAGAAAUCAUAUCUUGUUAUACAUCAGAGAAGUCACACAGGUGAGAAGCCAUUUCCAUGUUCUGAGUGUGGGAAAUGUUUUGCAGACAACUCAGCUCUCGUUAUACAUCACAGAAAUCACACAGGUGAGAAGCCAUUUCAAUGUUCUGAGUGUGAGAAAUGUUUUUGUUAGGCGCCGGGGUCCGCGCGGCCGUGCGGCCCGGCGCCUAGCAACCAGAGACGCCGGGCGCACAGAGCCGCUCAGACCCUAGCAACAGGAACGCCACGGUCGGACUGCAUUCCCUGUUGCUGGGUCUUAAUUAAUCAGUGCCUGUGUGUUCUGGCCAUGCAGCAUGCAGCUGCACGGCAUCAUCAUGUAAUUACCCUGUCUGGAUCAGGAUUGGAGGGCUCUCAAAUAUAAGCACUCCCAGGACUUCUCUCAGACGCCGGUGAUAGCUUCCUGUUUGCCUGUGUCUGCUGCAGAGAAAGUUCCCAGUCCCGGUCUAUCCGUUUGUUCCUGUUAUCAGUGAUCCUGUACUCGGAAGUUACCAUCUAUUCCUGGAGUCUGACCGAGCACCUUUAACAUCUGGUGGUGUUCGUGAGUCGCGGCGCAGCCGUGUGUUGCGGCUUGUCCGCUAUAAUUUAUUAUUUUGUUUAUAUUGUGUUCUGGAGCUUUGCGGAGGAUUCCGCUUCCACAAGAUCCACUCUGGUGUCCAGCGGUGCCGGAUAGGAGUGUCGGAUCAGUGGAUCUUUGGUUGUCCUUUUCCCUGGCGGCUAAUCCGCACAUACCUUUUGAUUUAGUUAAGUUAGCUUGUAACCCCUGGCUUGGUUGCUUAGUCAGAGGGCCCCUUGUUAUCACCCUGUCUCGGACUUCCCCUUGUCUCCCAUUAAGACCUGCGGGGGCAUCGGGGUUGGGCAGACAUAAUCCGCCCUUCGAACGCGGCUGCCAUAGGCUCAAGCAACCAUAGUCUCGCAGGGGAUUUCUGAUAACACGGGCGAGACAACGGAGUUAGGGCGCCAGGGGUUACUAGGCUCUCCAGCUCCCACAACCUGUAUAUGGUUCCUGUACUCAGAUCCCUGCCAUAAGAUCUUCUCCAGUCUGGAGUACAGGAAUCGUAACAUUAUCACCGGCCUGACAAAAGAAAAAAUUUCAACAGGAGUUAAUUUUUUCACUUAUCCAGUUGGGAGAAUUUUGUCGGCCUCAUGAAUCCCACCGGUGUUGGGCCAAAUCCUGGCCAGUUUCUGGUUAGUCAGAUUCAGGAACUUACCCAGAUGGUUCAGGAUCUGUCCCUCCGGGUGAGCUCACAGGAAGAUCUGUUACGGACUUCCCCGAGGGUCAUCCCUGAACCAAAAAUGCAUCUGCCUGACCGUUUUUCUGGGGAUAGAAAACAGUUUUUUAAUUUUAAAGAGUCUUGUAAACUGUAUUUUCGUUUAAGACCAGUCUCCUCAGGUACGGAGGCUCAGCGGGUUGGAAUUAUAAUUUCUCUGCUUCAGGGGGAUCCUCAGACCUGGGCUUUUGGUUUAAAGACAGACGAUCCGGCCUUAUCGUCUGUAGACGCCUUUUUAAAAUCUUUAGGGCUAUUGUAUGACGACCCUGAUAGAGAGGCGUCCGCAGAAAGUCAGUUGCGUGCUCUAAGACAGGGUAGGAAUCCUGCAGAGAAUUAUUGUACGGAGUUUCGCCGUUGGUCGAACGACUGUGGCUGGAAUGACCCUGCCCUGCGCAGUCAGUUUCGCCUCGGCUUAUCUGAAUCUAUAAAAGACAGCCUCCUUCAGUAUCCCGCUCCUGAGACCCUUGAUAAACUCAUGGAGCUCUCUAUUAAAAUAGAUCGUCGGCUCAGAGAGCGGAGGACUGAAAAAGGGGCAUCUGUAGUUUCUUUUCCCUGUGUUCCUUCCGUUCCUGUAGACAUGGGGGAGCCUAUGCAGAUUGGUCUCUCCAAAUUGUCUCCGGAAGAAAGAACCAGGAGGCAAAAUUCUGGUCUGUGUUUGUACUGCGGAGGCAAGGGACAUUUUGCCCGUAGUUGCCCAAACAAGUCGGGAAACUUCCUGACCAAGUGAAUAGUGAGGGGGUUCACUUUGGUCUACAGCUCAUCUCCUCAAAUAAUUCACUGUUGGUUCCUGCUAAAGUUUCUUAUGACAGCCUCUGUUCCUCGGUCUCUGCUUUUGUGGACAGUGGAGCUGCAGGAAACUUUAUGGACUUAACAUGGGCCAAGGCCUUAGGUAUUCCUCAGCUAACCUUAGGUAGGUGUAUCACCAUGCAUGGUUUAGAUGGGAGUCCCUUAUCCAAUGGGGUUAUUUCUCUAUGUACACCUCCAGUUUUGCUCUCGGUGGGAGCUCUACAUUCUGAAAAGAUUGAGUUUUUUCUUACCCAUUGUCCAGCAGUUCCUGUGGUUCUGGGUCACCCUUGGCUGGCCUUUCAUAAUCCCAACAUUGAUUGGCAGUCUGGGGAGAUCCUACAAUGGGGUACCAUCUGUGAUAAAGAAUGUAUUACACUUCCCAUUCGAGUAGCCGCUGCCAGCUCUGCACAUAUUCCUGGAGAAUACCAGGAUUUUUUGGAUGUGUUUUCCAAGGGCAAUGCUGAUAUUUUGCCUCCCCAUAGGCCUUAUGAUUGUACCAUUGAGUUAAUUCCUGGUGCCACGUUGCCUAAGGGAAGGUUAUAUGCAUUGUCUGGUCCUGAAACGGUGGCCAUGAAUGAGUAUGUGAAAGAAAGUCUUGAGAAAGGGUUUAUCAGGCCAUCUAAAUCCCCUUUAAGUGCAGGUUUCUUCUUCGUAGAGAAGAAGGAUGGUUCCCUCAGACCCUGCAUUGACUUUCGAGCCUUGAAUAAGAUCUCAGUAAAAAAUACUUACCCCCUGCCGCUGAUCUCUGUCCUCUUUGAUCAGCUACGUUCGGCUGUUAUUUUUUCUAAGAUUGACCUGAGAGGAGCAUAUAAUCUCAUUAGAAUCAGGUCAGGGGAUGAGUGGAAAACGGCAUUCAGUACUCAAUCAGGCCACUAUGAGUAUCUGGUCAUGC
Pseudophryne corroboree (corroboree frog) is the source of this 5143-nucleotide messenger RNA. Its product is annotated as gastrula zinc finger protein XlCGF26.1-like. Gene Ontology annotation, biological process: regulation of gene expression. The coding region runs from base 588 to 2330 and encodes 580 amino acids. The transcript is spliced from 5 exons. Gene Ontology annotation, cellular component: nucleus. NCBI's taxonomy places the organism in Eukaryota, Metazoa, Chordata, Amphibia, Anura, Myobatrachidae. The record is from RefSeq and is a predicted model, not a curated record.